Molecule: messenger RNA, 1437 nt
Organism: Penicillium maclennaniae
Lineage: Eukaryota; Fungi; Ascomycota; Eurotiomycetes; Eurotiales; Aspergillaceae
Exons: 1
Coding region: 1-1437 (478 amino acids)
Source: RefSeq, a predicted model, not a curated record
AUGCUUCGGCCGCUAAAACCACUUCAGGACUGCCCUCCAAUGACUGGAGACGAGUGGUUCGAAUUUGCCAUCGAAGAGGAGCUACUAUUGAGAACAGACGAAGAAAGCCACCUUCAGAAUAUGGAAGCACAACACCAAGAGAAAAACCACGAAAUGGUCACACCAGUCCUAGCAGAUCAUGAGGAAAAACAAGAAGGUGAAAGAUGGGUCGAAUGGCUCACACGCUGGGUAUACUGCACAGAAGGUGCAAGCCUAACCUUGACAGACAUCCGAUAUGCGAGAGUUUUCGCCGACAAAGCGUAUCGAAGCCAAUGCGCAGCCGAGAACUGCGCUACCUUCAUUCGGAACGAUGAAGAGCUUGCGCGAGCAAUCAGACGUAAAUUGAACGGAAUCCUCAGUGUGACCGUAUCGCAAAGUCCAUACUAUGAUUCAAAUAUCGUCAAAGCUCUCGCGUCGGCAGGUAUCAAGUCUCUGCGGGCUAAUGUUUUGAUAAUUACUGAGCCGCGAUUUCCAGGUCCAGAGUCCUUUGCUACGAUUCAGCAGAUAGAAGUGCCACAGGCUAUGCAUCUGGGUAGACAGGACCUAUUGAAUGCUUGUAUACGAUUCCUGAGUACCGAAGAGAUUCAAGGAAAGGUCAAGAGAUACUCCGAUCGACAUGCUACGAUUCAAGAAUUGUCUUCUCGCCAGGCAGCACAGCUGUAUAGUGAUUUGAACAUCUACCAUCCAUUCUUCGAAUAUGCGAUUCGCUCUGUGUUUCCACUUGCUGCGGCUCUAUUCGACACGUUCGAGCCAGCUUCAAUCGGGGACAAGGUCAAGAAAGUCAAGAAACCUUUCCUAAGAGAAGGCUUAGUGACGAAUGUGUUGAAAAGACUACAAUCUAUUUACCCAGUUUGGAAGUACCUCACUGACCUUCACAGACGCCUGGCCAGCAAGGACGGCGAGUUUAAUCCUACAGUCAGUUUCGCCCACGCUCUAGUAGAAAAUAACAGCAUCGAACUCGUCAAUGAAUAUCUUCUUCAGGGUGGCGAUGUCAAUGCCGGUGGACCCCGCUGGACACUCCUCCAAGCCGCCGUAUCAAUGCACACCUACAAUAGCAGAAUGCACAAGAUUCUCGGACUACUUUUGGACCGGGACGCAUACGUGACCCUGGGACGAGGAGAGCAUGGCUCUGCGCUCCGAACAGCGGCUAUUUAUGGAAAAUGGGUGCUAUUGGAGAAGCUUGUGCUUCAGUGUUUGUCUUCUGGGGCCUAUAGGAUUGCAGAUGAUCUCCGAUACAUCAUAGAUGUUAUGGAGGACCAGGGCGGUAUCAAUCCAGGCGAAGACUUCUCAAAUAUGCCUGCUUCGGAACGCAUCGCCAUGUAUGCUAAGAGGCAGGUUAUUCGGAUUAUUGGAGAUCAGAUUCGCAGAGAUGAGCAAGAGAUCAAGCGGCACUUGUGA